Messenger RNA from Aspergillus tanneri, 252 nucleotides. RefSeq lists its product as uncharacterized. The record is from RefSeq and is a predicted model, not a curated record. NCBI's taxonomy places the organism in Eukaryota, Fungi, Ascomycota, Eurotiomycetes, Eurotiales, Aspergillaceae. The coding region runs from base 1 to 252 and encodes 83 amino acids. The transcript has 2 exons.
AUGGAUGGCAAAACAUCCUGGCUCCGACUUUGGCACCACACAGCAUGCUCAGAGCCUCUAUCGCGGCUAGAUAUCCAGCUCUCCGGAUCUGAGCCGCGUUUGGAUGCCGCUCACUGUAUGGGUGAUUUGACCCAGCAGGCCGCACCCAAAGCUUGUUUUUUAAACGAGUGGCCGCCCCGGAACGAGACAUUAACAGUUGGUUAUACCGAUGCCGGUGUGUCAUCCGGUGUCGUGUUCCUGGAGAAGGGUUGA